Cynoglossus semilaevis (tongue sole) is the source of this 3295-nucleotide messenger RNA. RefSeq names its product plasma membrane calcium-transporting ATPase 1. Lineage: Eukaryota; Metazoa; Chordata; Actinopteri; Pleuronectiformes; Cynoglossidae. Bases 1 to 3009 code for a protein of 1002 amino acids. Gene Ontology annotation, molecular function: P-type calcium transporter activity; PDZ domain binding; ATP hydrolysis activity. The transcript is spliced from 17 exons. The record is from RefSeq and is a predicted model, not a curated record. Gene Ontology annotation, cellular component: intracellular membrane-bounded organelle; plasma membrane. Gene Ontology annotation, biological process: regulation of cytosolic calcium ion concentration; calcium ion transmembrane transport.
AUGCUGUCAGGCACCCAUGUGAUGGAGGGCUCAGGGAAGAUGUUGGUCACAGCCGUGGGUGUCAACUCUCAGACGGGCAUCAUCUUCACGCUGCUCGGCGCCGGUGAGGACGGCGAUGACGAGAAGGACGAGAAGGGGGAAAAUGACAAGAAGAAGAAGAAGAGGCAGAAGAAGGAAAAAGACAGGAAAAAAGAAGAGCAGAGGAAAAAGGACAAGAAAGACAAGAAGAGUAAAAAGGAUGACAAGGAAAAGAAAGGUAAAAAGGACGGAGCCAACGUGGAGAUGCAGCCGCUCAACGAGGACGAGGACGGAGACAAGAAGAAAAACCUGCCAAAGAAAGAGAAGUCUGUCCUUCAGGGCAAGCUGACCAAACUGGCCGUGCAGAUCGGGAAAGCAGGCCUGUUGAUGUCGACCCUCACCGUCCUCAUCCUCAUCACCCGUUUCCUCAUCGACACCUUCUGGAUUCAGGGCGUUCCCUGGACGGCUGAGUGUGUUCCCAUCUACGUACAGUUUUUAGUCAAGUUCUUCAUCAUCGGUGUGACGGUGCUGGUGGUGGCUGUGCCUGAAGGUCUCCCUCUGGCCGUCACCAUCUCCUUGGCCUAUUCAGUCAAGAAAAUGAUGAAGGACAAUAACUUAGUCCGACACCUGGACGCCUGCGAGACGAUGGGCAACGCCACGGCCAUCUGCUCCGACAAGACGGGCACGCUCACCAUGAACCGUAUGACCGUGGUGCAGGCCUACAUCGCAGGGUGCUACCACAAGGAGGUGCCAGAUCCUGGCAAGAUUCCAGCCAAGAUCCUGGACCUGCUGGUGUUGGGGAUAGGGGUCAACUGCGCCUACACCACCAAGAUCAUGCCUCCAGAGAAGGAGGGCGGUCUUCCUCGGCAGGUGGGGAACAAGACAGAAUGUGCCUUACUGGGAUUCACCCGCAACCUGCGCAAAGACUACCAGAGCGUCCGCAACGAGAUACCAGAGGAGAAACUUUACAAGGUCUACACCUUCAACUCUGCCAGGAAGUCCAUGAGCACUGUGCUGAAGAACCAAGACGGCAGUUACAGAAUGUUCAGCAAGGGGGCGUCAGAGAUCCUGCUGAGGAAGUGCUGUAAAAUCCUAAUAGCCACAGGUGAACCUAAAGACCUCCGACCUCGGGAUCGAGAUCAUUUGGUGAAGAACGUGAUCGAGCCCAUGGCGUCUGACGGCUUGAGAACCAUCUGCUUGGCCUACAGAGAUUUCCCCGUGGCUGAAGGAGAGCCUGACUGGGACAAUGAAGCUCACGUCCUCAGUCGUCUCACCUGCAUCGCUGUGGUGGGAAUUGAAGACCCCGUGAGACCUGAGGUGCCAGAGGCCAUCAGGAUGUGCCAGAGAGCCGGGAUCACAGUCCGCAUGGUGACUGGAGACAACAUCAGCACCGCCAGAGCCAUCGCCAUCAAGUGUGGCAUCCUGCACCCUCUGGAUGACUUUGUGUGCAUGGAGGGCAAAGAGUUCAACCGACAGAUCAGAAAUGAACUGGGAGAGAUUGAGCAGGAACGUAUUGACAAGAUUUGGCCAAAGCUGAGGGUCCUGGCCCGAUCGUCACCGACAGACAAACACACUCUGGUCAAAGGGAUCAUCGACAGCACGGUCCUGGAACAAAGACAGGUGGUUGCCGUCACUGGAGACGGGACAAAUGACGGACCUGCGCUGAAGAAGGCAGAUGUUGGCUUUGCCAUGGGCAUCGCAGGGACAGAUGUGGCGAAAGAGGCGUCCGACAUCAUCCUCACUGACGACAACUUCACCAGCAUUGUUAAAGCAGUGAUGUGGGGAAGAAAUGUCUACGACAGCAUCUCCAAGUUCCUGCAGUUUCAGCUGACGGUCAAUGUGGUCGCCGUCAUUGUGGCCUUCACUGGUGCCUGCAUCACACAGGAUUCUCCUCUGAAGGCGGUGCAGAUGUUGUGGGUCAACCUCAUCAUGGACACCUUCGCGUCACUCGCUCUCGCCACCGAACCUCCAACAGAAGCCCUGCUGCUCAGGAACCCUUACGGUCGCAAAAAACCUCUCAUCUCUCGCACCAUGAUGAAGAACAUCCUGGGACACGCCGUUUAUCAGCUGACCCUUAUCUUCGUCCUACUCUUCCUCGGUGAGACUUUGUUUGACAUCGACAGCGGCAGGAACGCCCCGCUCCACGCCCCGCCCUCUGAACACUACACCAUCGUCUUCAACACCUUCGUCCUCAUGCAGAUCUUCAACGAGUUCAACGCACGCAAGAUUCACGGAGAAAGGAACGUCUUCGAGGGCGUCUACAGGAACCCCAUCUUCUGCUCCAUCAUCCUGGGAACCUUCGUCAUCCAGAUCGUCAUUGUUCAGUUUGGUGGUAAACCGUUCAGCUGUGUCAGCCUCAGCAUCGAACAGUGGCUGUGGUGCGUUUUCCUGGGCCUCGGCAGCCUUCUGUGGGGACAGCUGGUGUCCAGUGUUCCCACAAAAUGGCUGAAGUUCCUGAAGACAGCAGGUCACGGCACGCAGCAGGAGGAGAUCCCUGAGGAGGAGCUGGAGGAGAUGAAGGACCUGGAUGAGAUCGACCACGCUGAGAUGGAGCUGAGGCGGGGGCAGGUGCUCUGGUGCCGUGGUCUCAACCGCAUUCAGACACAGAUCCGAGUGGUAAAUGCCUUCAGGGACAGCGUGUCUCCCUAUGAAGGUCUGGAGACGCCGGAGUCUCGCAGCUCCAUCCACAACUUCAUGAGUCACCCCGAGUUCCGCAUUGGAGACUCUGAACCUCGGAUCCCUUUGAUCGAUGAGAAUGAGAGUGAGGAUGAACCGCCCACCAAACGCAACUCCGUCAUCGCCCCGCCGCCGCUGACGACGCCGCCCAACCUCGUGCCGUUACCAACCUCUCUCAAUCAGAACAAUAAUGCACUGGAGCGCGUUGUCCCGCUGCAUAAAGACAACCCCAGAUCCAGUCUCAUCGCCCAGAAUUCCUCAACUCUGCCACGGUGUCCGGGGAGCCCCCUGCACAGUCUGGAGACCUCCCUGUGAAACCUCCGAUGAAGUCGUUGUUGCUGUACACACUGUUGACUUCCUGCAGGGGGUGCUCACAGACCUACGGUAGCUGCUGUUCCCAGGAUGCUUUGUUUCAGCGUCAUCCACACAGACUGUGUUCCUCCUCCCUGGUGGUUUCUCAGUGUACGAAAAUGAACUUUGAGGUUGUUUUGUAGGUAAGACGUGUUUGUGAAGUGAUCAAGGUUCAGUCUUUGGUGUCUGUACAUAUUACUGUUGAAUAAUAGGAAGGAAAUAUUUCAAAUCUGCAAUGUCUUUGAUGGAA